Molecule: messenger RNA, 3945 nt
Organism: Erigeron canadensis
Lineage: Eukaryota; Viridiplantae; Streptophyta; Magnoliopsida; Asterales; Asteraceae
Product: protein PHYTOCHROME-DEPENDENT LATE-FLOWERING-like
Exons: 12
Coding region: 116-3742 (1208 amino acids)
Biological process (GO): regulation of transcription by RNA polymerase II
Cellular component (GO): SAGA complex
Molecular function (GO): transcription coregulator activity
Source: RefSeq, a predicted model, not a curated record
UAACUGUUAAUUAUUACAGAGCUUCAAACAUGGCGAUCUUAAUUAUAUAUCUAAUUAAUUAAUUAAUCUAUAAAAAUCACUCACUAAAUUAAAAUCCCCCAAUUUGGAAAGAAGAAUGACAAUGAAGGUUUCUUUCAAAGUUUCCAAAAAAGGUUUAAGAUUUUGCCCUAAACCUAAAGUUGUUGAAGAUGAAAUUGCUCCAAUUGAUGUCCCUAAUAACAAAUCUAUCGUUGCUACUCAAAAACCAUUGGUUGAUGUCACCGAGCACAGCAAGGAUGAUGCUGAAAUUUUAGAUGCUGAUGUUUCGUUCUACAUAAGCCUCUUUCCGGAUGGAUAUUCAAUUGGGAACCCCUCUGAGAAUCAGACAGGGCAUCAAGCUGGUGUACAGGAUGAUCAGAAGUUUCUGCACCCGUAUGAUCGGACAUCAGAAAGCCUAUUCUUGGCCAUUGAGCGUGGGUUGUUACCUGCAGAUUUCUUAGAUGAUAUCCCAUGUAAAUUUAUCAAUGGAGCAGUUGCAUGCGAGGUGAGAGAUUACAGGAAUGUUGGUUCUGAAUCUGGAGUUAACGGUUCUUCUGCAGAUGCAACCCCGACAACCACGAAAAUACGCCUUAAGAUGUCAUUGGAGAACGUGGUGAAGGAUAUCCCUUUGAUUUCUGAUAGUUCGUGGACUUAUGGUGAUUUGAUGGAAGCAGAGGCCCGUAUAUUGAUAGCCCUACAACCAAAGCUAGAUCUUGAUCCAACUCCCAAUUUAGACAGACUCUGCAGACCUCCAAUUAUCACAAAUCUAAACUUGAAUAUUCGUGAACUUCGCCGGAAGAGGUUAAGGCAGAUGUCGGGAACAGACAACGGGGUGAACGUGAAGAAGGUUUGCAUGGAUCGAGUCCCUGACAAUUUAAAUUCAGGACCAAUGGUGCUGCCACCUGAUGUUGUGAAUCUGACCACCCAAAAUGUUGGUCCUAGCAAUAUGGCUUCCUCUGUUCCAGCAUCUCCUUCAUUAUCUUAUCAAUCAAAAUAUCAAAUGGGGGCUGGUAACCAGAGACUUAUGCAGGAUCAAGGGCAAGACAUGAUAAAUUCAUAUGUUGACACUAUGAACUCGAAUAUGGGUAAGCGGGAAAACCAAGAAGGCCAGCUGUCCCCUAUGGGAAAUAUGACUAAGAGAGCUAGGUCAAAUUCCAUGGGUCUUGAUGGUGGUCAACAACAUCAGAUGGAUGGAUACAAUUCACUUAUGCAGCAGCAGCAGCAGCAAUCCAUUGGUAGAGGGAUUCAGUUACCUAAUAAUGCUGGAAUUCAAAAGUAUCCAUUUGAAGGAAGUUUCAAUCAGGAACCAUUUACAAUGGGGCAGCCUGGAAUGAGAUACAAUCUAAAACAAGAGCCUGUUGACUCUGAGCUAAGUCGUAUGCAUAUGGUGGAUUCAGAUAUUGACCCGCGACUGCAGCAGCAGAGGUUGAAUCCGCAGUUCUCAAGAUCCAGUUUUCCUCCAACUCCAUGGAACAGUCUGGAUAGUUCUAGAAAAGAGGAGCAAUUCCAGAGACGAAAAUCAGCACAAAGUCCACGUGUAUCUUCUGGGGCUUUACCUCAAUCCCCAUUGUCAUCAAAAUCAGGGGAAUUUUCUAGUGGGUCUCAUGGUGGACAGUACGGCGUAACUGCACCACUGGGAUCAUCUCAAAGAGACAAGUCAGCGGUCACUUCCGUUCCCAACGUAGGUGGUGCAGGAUCUUUGAAUUCCAAUGUUCAAAUGGCAGCCAGGAGAUCCAACUCUCUCCCGAAGACGCCUGCCAUCAGUGGGGUAGGAUCUCCUGCUAGUGUAGGUAACAUUAGUGGUGGACCCUUUAAUGCCAGCAGUCCUCUUGUUGGAAAAGAGGCUGAUAAAAGCAUGCGUGAUAAGUUCUCCAAAAUUGAGAUGUUGACUGCCAGGCAUCAACUAAACUGCAAAAAGAAUAAGGUUGACGAUUACAGGAAGACUACAUCUUUUCCUACUCAACAGUUACAGCAUUAUCUCUACGAUGAUCACAAUAGUGAAAAUCUCAAAGAUGACACCUGUAAAAUGCCUCUAUCUAAAUCGCUUGUUGGAGGGAGCAUGAAUGUUUGCAAAACUAGAGUUUUGAAUUUUGUGCACUCUGAACGCGUACCUCAAGGAAAUGGCACUGGGUUUUCACUUGUGACAAAGUCGCGAACCAGGAUGAUAUUGUCGGAGAGGCGAGAUGAUGGCACUGUUGCAAUGCAUUAUGGAGAACUUGAUGAAAUUGAUUAUUUGGCAGCUGAAGAAAGCCUUCCUACUCUUCCAAAUACUCAUGUUGCAGAUUUGUUAGCAGACCAAUUUUGCACACUGAUAACUCGUGAAGGUUAUCAAGUGGAGACUGAUCAUCUCCAAUCAAAACCAACUAGUAUGAUUAGGUCUUCUGGAGAUCAACUUAAUAUUAAUGCAUCUGGAGUAUCUCCUAAUGCUGAAAACCUGGAAGCAGUCUCAGGCCAACCAUCUAAUGAAAUUGCAAAACCAUCCGAUAGUGGAACAAACAACAAUUCAUCAGUAACCUCAUCAGGUGCAAGGAUGCAUCCUCCUACUAACUCACAACCUUUGCAAAUGUCUCAAGGUGGGUUGUUGCCUCCGUCACGGCCUCUGCAACCUGAGUCACAACCAUCUUUCCAACAACAAAAUCAACAUUCGUUGAUGCAACAACAGAUGCAAAGAUCAUCAGCUAUGAUGCUUGCAUCAAAUCCAUUAUCACAUUUAAAUGCAAUGGGACAGAAUUCAAACAUGCAACAAUUAGGUCAUAUGCUUAGUAAGGCGUCCCCUCUCCAACUUCAAAUGCUACAACAGCAGCAACAACAGCCUCAAAUGCAGCAGAGGAAAAUGAUGAUGGGACUAGGAAAUGUUGGAAUGGGGGGUGGUACUGGAAAUAAUAUGGUUGGGCUGCAAGGCAUGGGAAAUGUAAUUGGCAUGGGGGGCAAUCGUGGUAUUUCGCCACCAAUGACGGGAGGAAUCUCGGGAAUGGGAAAUAGUAUGGGUCAGAGCCCGCUCAAUAUGAACACUUCAAGUUAUGGUAAUGCAAUAGGCCAACAUCUUAGGUCUGGAUUGAUAUCGCCAGCACAGGCUGCGUUGAUGACUACAAAGCUCAGGAUGGCACAUCAAAGAAAUAUAUUAAAUGGGGCCGGGGGGCAAACUAGUAAUAUUGCUGGGUUGCCAGGCGCUAAUCGGCAGGUGCAUCCAGGCUCAAGUAACUAUUCGAUGCUUGGUCCCAAUAUGAACCGAGGUAAUACCAUGAACCAAAUGCAGCGGACUGCUAUGGCCCCACCAAAAUUAAUGCAAGGCAUGAAUGCCUACAUGAAUCAGCAACAGCAGCAGCAGCAACAGAUGCAUGUACAACAACAGCAGCAGCAAAUGCCACAACAGCAGCAGCAAAUGCCUCAACAGCAGCAGCAAAUACCUCAACAAUUGCCACAUCAACAGCAGCAGCAGCAAGAAUCAACCUCCCCGUUACAGGCGGUUCUUUCACCACCUCAGCAGGUGGGUUCACCGUCAAUGGGAAUGCCACAGCAACAGCAGGCUAGUCCCCAGCAAAUGAGUCAGCGGACCCCAAUGAGUCCACAGUUGAGUUCUGGUGCCAUCCACGGUCCAAUGAGUGCAGGUAAUCAAGAGGGUGUGUGUCCUGCAAGUCCACAGUUGAGCUCACAGACGAUGGGGUCCGUCAGUAGCAUGACCAAUUCACCAAUGGAUAUGCAAGGUGUCAAUAAAAACAGUUAGUCAUUUGGUAUUUAUAUAUAUUAUAUAUUUUUUUUGCCUGCAUUGCUUUCUAAGGUUUUUGAUAUUCUGGGUUUCUUUAUCUAGUGAUGUCCUGUUCAAUUAUGAAAUGUAAGUCAGCAUUGUAUUAGGAAUCAAGAUGUACAUAUAUCUGAACUUUUGUUGUAUUAGGAUAAUUUAAGGACUAGUGUUUAGUGUUUACGUAA